UCAUCAGUUCUGAAAAGGGAAAAAAGUGCUUGGAUGCGAGCUGUUAGUGCAGACGAGAGAGCCUGAUGGCGUGAGAGGAGAUCAGGAAAGAUAGGUAUUUUAGGGAGACCAUUAUAUGGUCUGCUCACUUGAGCAUGUGCUACAGGCGAUUUUAAGGCUUGUAAUUAGAAAGCGGGGCAGAACCGCCUCUCCUGCUCCCACGAAUUAAAGGGAACCACCUGCCGAAAUCAUGAGUCACCUCAACCCUGGGAAGGGAAAUGAAGAUAUAAAACACACCGGGCACCUGGGUUAAAUGUCCUUUCCAUCUUCACCAAUACCGAACAAGUUAUCUGAUACAGUAAUCGUAUACUUGACAUAAUUGUUCUGGAGAUCCUGUUGUCUGCACUACAACUGCGGGGCUCAGGGAGGGAGUCUGAAACGAUAACUCACCGAAGAUCUCUGCCCUGUAUUGUAGACUAGCUGCAAAUACACAGUGUUUUCGUUGCCAAGUUACACAACCAGCAGUCGUAAAACCUGGAACAAUAACCUCAACAGCAGGCUGAAAAGAUGAGCAAAAAAAACAAGGGUUUCUCAGGACCAAUCGCUGCGUACAAUAGUCUCACAGAUAAACACCUCGCUGGUUACUUCAGCAACACCAGGAUAAGAAGACAUCUUCACAGAGCAGGGCUGAUCACACGAAAUGGAAGAAUUGUGCCGGACAAAGAGUACAGACAUAACCUUAUCCGGAAAGAUCACCAAAAAUUUGUGAGAGAAUGCCUGGCCCAAGCCAUCUUCCACAAGGUCCUGGACAUGGAGAGGCACCAUCAAAUAGACAUCAAAAGGAAACUGGAGGAUUUUGCACGGAAAGAACGUGUACAGAGAAUUAAGGUGGAGCGCUCCAAGAGAUAUGACGAAGACAUUGUUCCUAUCCUGUCUCCACGGCCUCCCACAGGACUCAGAAACGGGCACACUCAGCACUCUGGGCCAGACAAAGAGCACUCCGAGUCCUCAGAAUCUCCGAACUCAUCGCGCCCCAACACGGCGCCGGGGAAGAUGCAGAGGCCUGUCCGACUGCAGCCCCUGCACAGCCACACCCCCCAGGCCUCAAUCAGGCGGCCCUCUCCUGCCUACAAGCACAGCAGCUUCUCCGAAGACAACGAGCAGCACUUCCACUACACGCUGGACAGAGAUACCGGGAGACAUUUAACCCUGACAGACCUUAACAGUGGCAUAUCCCCUUACCGUCUUCCAGUCAUUAAUAAUUAUAUCACCCCAGUCCCACCCCCCACAAAGAGAAACGAGAGGAGUUUUAAAGGAACUCCUAACGGGACGACAAGAGGCAGAAGACUGCGGCCCACUACUGCCCCAAAUGUAUUUGGAGCAACAAAGGACAUCAAAGUCCAUAAGACAUCCGCGCACAGCAAUGUUUCCAUCACUAUGAUCUACUGUGGAAAGACUGUUCAUUUGUCUCAUGAUAACAUGGAUUUAAGGGAUGAGGUGAAAGUAUUCCAGCAGCACUGUGGUGGAGAAAAUCUCUGUGUUUACAAAGGAAAACUUCUGGAAGGAGAAACAUUUCAGUUUGUCUCCAGGCGCCACUGUGGUUUUCCAUUCAGUCUUACCUUCUUCCUGAAUGGGAUGCAAGUCGACAGACUGAGCUCCUGCUGUGAAUUUAAACAUCGGAAAGGAUCCCGACUGGGUGGAAAACAUGGACAUUUUGGCUUUGUCAGUGUUGAUGGGGCUUCUCCGUGCUACAAAUGCAUCAUUGCCUUGGGCUUAGAUAAGAAGCCUACUCCCCCUCUUAAAAGGAUAAAGGAGGACACAGAGAAAGAGGGCUCCAUUGAGGGGUCAGUCAAGAUGACGGAGGAGAAUAGAGAGGAUGACGGAGAACAUAUUAAGGAGGAACACAUAUCAGCCGAUGAGGCCUCUAAGGAGGAGGCUGAAGGCGAUGAGCCCAUGGAAACAGAAACUCAAGAGGAGAUGCCCAAAGAGAACGAAGAAAAACAAGAAAAACCCACAGAUGAUUAUGAGGAGGAUUUUGAAGGAGAUGAUGAGAAGCCUGAUGAAGAAAAAGAAGAGAUGAAAUCAGAGGCCAGUGUUGUGGUGGCGAAAUCGCAUUCAGGAUCCGAUGAUGAAAGGGAUUCCAACACAUGCAGGACAGAGGACAAAGAGACGGAUCUUCUGGACAGUGACGGAGAUGAGAAAGAAGGAUACACUGACAGUGAGUUUGAAGAGGUUGAGAAGUCAGGGAAUAGAAAACAAUCCUCGGUUUCCUCUAGAAGCGCUUUGUUUUCCUCCAGCAGCAGCAAGGAGGAGUCUGAGAGCGAGAAAGAGGAGGUUAAAGAAGAAGUGGAAGAUGAAGAAAUCAAGGAUUCCUCCCAUUUCACAUCAAGCUCUGAACCCAGAGCUGAUUCUGAGGCUGCCCAGGAGCUGGAGGAGCAGCCACAGCUGGAUGAAGAGUUAGCUGGUGGUGACAAAGAGCAGGACCCUCCUGAGGAGGUCAUUGAAGCAGAGGAGGCAGGAAAUACCCAGGCCGGGGCAGAAACCCCAAAAUCGGAAGAGAUGGGGAGCAAGGACGCUGCAGAUCAGGAAGGUCCCAAGAAGGGGGUGGAAAAGAAAGAAAACGACGAAAGGGACAGCACUGAGCCAUGCAGGACAGAAGAAGACAGUCUUACACAGGGGAAGGAAGAGAAUGCUGGCCUUCCCACUAAAGAUAAUAAGACUGAUGCACUAAGUGAAGAACUCUCUGAAGGGCCUGGUGGUGACAUAGAGUUGGGUAGGGCCAAGUCAGUUCAGAAGAAACUGGCUGAAGCGAUAAUGAACCAGGCAAGCUGCAGUUCUGAGCCAGAACCAAGCGACUCCAGCACCGAUGAAGAGGAGGACACUUCCAUUGCAGAACAAACUGUGGAUCAGGGUUUCAGUGGUGUUGAAGUAGAGGAUGCCAUUGCUUUUUCACUGAAGCAGGCUGCAGGCAUACAAGAGGAAAAAGAAGACCCUAUGCAAACAGCUGAGGAAGAGGCCGGUUUUAAGCAUGAGGAAAAGCCAGAGACAAGAGACGUGCUGGAGCCUUAUUCCAAAGCAGAGGAUGCUGAGCCUGAGACUGAGGGAAAAGACUUAGAGACUGAGUUAGAAACUGGCGAGGCUCAGACAGAAGAACUAGGAUCUGAAAUCAAAGAGGCUGAGGAAUGGGCAGGGGACAGAGGAAACGGUGCCGAAGAGAUGGAGGACAAGGUAAAAGAGGCUGAGGCCAUAGCAGACAAUGAAGAAACUGAAGCUAAAGAUGACAAACCUGAAGACACUACAACAGACAUUGAACAGGCUGAAGCUGAAAACGCUAUGCCUGAGACAGGUACUGUUACAGCACAGACCGAGGUGGAAACAGAGCACACUGCUGAGGAAGAAGAGACUGAGGGUGAGGUGGAAGACUCUGAAGCAAAUUUGGAACAGACAGCAGAUGAGAUACAAGCCAAAGCAAUAGAGAUCGAAGCUGAGGCAGAAAACAAUGCCGUAGGAAAAGAAGAGAUGGAAACCAACAGUGUAGCAAAUGAGACAGAGGCAGAAGAGGAAUGGUCAGACACUGAGGCAGAAGGGCCAGUAAUGAUGGCUGAAGGUGUAGACGAUAGCCCUGCAGAGGGAGACACUGAGACUGAAGAGGACGAGGAGGCUCAAGCAGAAGACGCUGAAGCCCAGACAGAAGCAUUAGAGGAUGACCCAGGACAGGAAGAGGCCAGAGCCAAGCAGGAACAGGGCGAGGUAGGUAAGGACCAGGAGGAGCCAGGAGCAGAAGCAGCUGAGGGUAAGAAAGAAGCAACACUGGCUGAAGGAGAAGACGACAAAGUAAACACAGGGAGUGAGGCUGCAGGAGAGGAGGCAGAGGCCGGUUGUGAGGAGGAGCUGAAUGAGUCAAAAGCAGAAGACCCUGAAUGUAAACCGCUGGAAGCGGGAGAAGAUGUGAAGUCAGAUAUGUCAGAGGAGGUGACAGCUUUGCCAGAGGAGUCUAAGGAUGAGGAUAAAGAGAGUAUUGCUGGGGUAGGAGAGACAGACAAGGUGAAUGAGAUUAUAGAAGAAGGUACUGAGGUUAAGCAAGGAGAGCAACAACAAGGUGUGACAGAUGCUGUGCAAGAAGAGACUGAGACUAAAACAGAGGCUGAGGAUCAAGCAGAAUUAGAAGAAAGUUAUGUAACAGAAACUGACGUUCAGGUACAGGAAACUGCAGAUAAGCAGGAGGAGACUGAAGCUGCAGCAGAGCUUACAGAAAGCGAAGUAAAAGAUUCUGAAAUCAAAACAGAAAGGCUGGAGGCAGAGGCAGGUGAGAACGAGGCAAAAGAUGUGACCGAGAGUAGAGAAGAUCAGUCAGAGAUCAACACAGAAUCAGAAGCACCUCCUGAGAUUGAGCCACCAGAGAUCAAAGCAGAAGAGUCUAGUAUUACACAGGUGGAUAGUACAGCUGAGGUAGAGGAACCUGAGGAAACAGCUACUGGAGAGACAGUAAAGUUAGAGGACGCUGAAGCAGAGCCUGUAGCAGGAGAAACAGAGUCGAGCACUAACACACAACAUCCAGAAACAGGGGAGACCAGGCCUGAGGUCACAGAUGCACAUAUGACAGAAGAUAAAGCUACGGAAGGAGGGGUAAAUGGUGUAGAACAGAAUGAGGCAGAGGCUAAGGCAGAAGAAAGUGAAGCCAAGGAGAACUUGCUGGAGGCUGAUGGAAAAACAGAGGAGCCCGGGGCCGAGGUAGGAGAGGGAGGGGGCAUGGCUGAUGAGGCAGAAGUGCAAGCUGAGCCUAGUGAGCUAGAACAAGAGGAAAGUUUAAACAAAGAAGCUGAAAACGUCACAGGCCCCGAAGACAAGAGAGACAACACUGCAAAGGAGGACGAAGCUAACAAAGAUGAGGCAGGGGCUGGUGUUAAGGAUCUUGUAGGAAAUGAAACUGGAGAGUCUGAGGCCCCGGACAAUGAUUCAGAGCAUCAGAGGAAAGGAAACGAUGAUAAGAUUGACCCUGAACCAGAGAGUGAAGACGCAGAAAAGCAAGACUCGGGAACUCAGUCAAGAACGGAAGAGGUGGAAACAGAAAUGUGUACAGAACAAGCACAGCUUCAAAGCAGCACAGAGCCAACAGACGCAACAGAACAGGAUGAUUUUUCAGCCAAGGCAGAAGAAGUGGAGCCCAAGCACGACGAGGAGGCAGGGGAAGAGGAGGAGGGCGGAUCGAAGGUGGUGGAAGACCUGCAUUCGCAGAUCACGGAGCGGGCACCAGAGGCUGUGGCUUCUGGAGCAGAAGAAGCAGAGUCCGAGACCAAGUCAGCGCCUCCACUUGCGAGGUCUGAGGUGGAGACCGGAGAAGCAAGCUUUGAGUCAGAGGAUGAGACCGCAGUAAAGGAGCCUGGAAGUGACUCUGAAUCCAAGGCUGAAGUGGAAAGCGUAGCCGAGGAAGAGCAGGUGUGGACUAAAACACGAGGAGAUCCUGAUUUGGAAGCGGUGACUGAGGAGCUGGUGAUCGGGAGCUCUCCUGCCAAAGAAGACGCUACAGAGGAAGCUGAGCCUGCCAAAGAAAAGACUGAGGAGCAGAAGACACCAGAAGAAACUGCUCCAGAAUACCUGAAGGACAGCAAUCCCACCGAACCACAGAACAACAAAGAGGACACAACCGAAGCUCCAGAUCUUGGGACUGUGGCUGUCCAAGCUGACAGUGACAGAAAAGCAGCAGACAGAAUGGAACAAGAAAGAGAAACUCAACUUCUUCCUGAGCAGCCACUUUCACUACAGGAUGCCGAGACUGGACAACCUCCUGUGAAUUCAUUGGCAGCCUCUGCAAGUGACAGAAAUCCGCACACCGCUUAAGAACAAUCAGAAACGUCACACCAUAGACACACAGGAUCCCUAAGAAGGUGGUUUCGGUUCUGAAGCAGAGGCAUCGCAAGGCUUGGGCACCUGAUGUGCAUGUUUCCGUGUGUCAGUCCCCGCUUCUCCAAUCAGCCUCACCAUGUCCACGGCAUUUCAAAUCCUGAAAACUCAUAAUACUGCAAACAAAUGUACUUUGAGGUUAGGCACUACAGGUGUGACAUUUUGCAUGAAAAGGGAGUAUGCUGUAAGCACAAAAAGCGCUGUAGAAAACUCCAGCUUUGAGUAUUGUACUUAGACUGCUUUAAAAAAGAUGCUCACUGAGGACUGUGCACCAUUAAAACAGUCACACAUCACAGACCUCCUUGACCAUAACUAAACCAUCUUAGAAAGUAUUUCAAACUCGGUAAAAUAAUAUUUUAAGCCUAUAGUUUUUAUAUAUAUAUAAAUGGGGAUAUCAGCCUUAACGAAUUAAAUGUAAAAAUGCUUUUCAGUAUUUAUGUCUGCAACACCAUUUAAGGUAGAAGUCUUUAUACCGGCUGCGAAGCUUAACUCCCACUGCAGGUUUCAGUGUUGAGCUGAUAGAUGUUUCAUUGGCAAUGGCUCCUGGCUGCUCAUUAUAUAAAGCCAGCAGCUAAGAGCCUGCCAGUUCAAGUGGGCCUAGGUCAAAUGGCAUGAGCGAACUCUGACCUUGUGCCUCGAGCUGGAGCAAGUGGGGGUGUCCUUCACCUGCCAUGAAAAAGAGGCCCUUUGCCUUUCUGGGUGCCUGUGAUCUUGCAAUGUUGCCACUCUUCCAGCCCCCCACCACCUCCAGUCUAGACACUGCAGGACGUACAAGAUGAAGCAACUCCCUGGGUGACGGACAACAGCCAAUAUGCACUAGCAGCCCCACUGCGCAGCAGGACAGCUAGAGACGUGAAGGAGGGCUUCAUCAGUCGAAUUAAGGAAGAACUCUAGUGACCAAGUAGUCAUCAAUCUCACUCGGCAGGCAGUAGAUCCCAACGGAAAGAUGGUGCUGCCUACAGCACAGUACCCCCCCCCAGCCACCUUACUGGGGUACUGGUUUGACAAUUCUGGUCCGGGGCAGGAGCACCUCCUACUGGUCCUCCGACACCAGCAGCAAACUAGCUUGGCAUAAAUAAAUGACAUACAUUCGCUAAAGAAGGUGAAAGAACAAUCCAGCUGUCCUUCUGUGAUAGUGUGGCUUCCUAGUGGCUCAAUCAAUAACAGUGAUGUUUGUGGUAAUAUGUUCUCUCCCUUUAGCAGUUCCUGUAAUAGGUGCUGGUCACACUUUGCCCCUGCUUAGGUGUCUUUCUAGUGAUCGGUUGUGAAGUACACACUCUUCAGAGCGUCUGCUAUGGAAUUCACCUUUCAUCAGGUUCUUGAAAGCGGAUACUCCGCACAGCCUGACUCAUUGAACAGAAAUAAUUCAUACUGACCCUCCGAGGGAGAAUAAACCCCUGACGAUGAAUGACUCGCCAUUUGAGGGGAAAGAAGUAAACCCACUGGUCGUGGCCACAUCGCAAUCAUGCAGAAUUCAUGAAAUGCAAAAAUUAGAGGUUUUUCCUUUGAUCACACCAAUCCAGUCUUUAACAAAGCUUGCACUUAAAAGCACUUUUUGUGUGCAUCUCUCCAGAGAUGGAAAAUGAGAAAGCACUGUGCAAUACAUUGAUUUAGACACUUUACUUUUCUCUAAUGAGAAGACAGAAAUGUUUGCAUUUGUGUAUGCCUGAUUUUACUCUGAAGACAGAAGGAUAUGAUACAGUGAAAAUAUUUUUUCUCUCAAAAGACCAGUGGCUUUUAUUAUUAGAAAGGUUGUACGUCAGAAUAUGAAAAAAUAUUAAAUAAAAUCAUGCUCAGCUUUUGAAGUCAUAAGUGAUCAAACUAUGUCAACAUGACAAAUGUAUAUCGACACUACACAAGCACACGUUAAGCAAAUAUUUUAAGAAAUCCGCAUGCCGAAUUUUGAAAAUGUUUUCCCUUGAAUUGUGAAUCCUUGAGUGUAUUUCUUUCUUCACAGUAGUUUAUGCGCAGGGAUUAGAAAAGGGACAAUGUUUCAUAACACUACCAUUUACAUACAGCUGUUAAGAUACUGAAAAGGAGUUGUAAAAAAUGAUUUCUGCAAAACCUCCUUUGUAAGGAACAAAUUACUUUAUUCAUUUUUGACUUUUCAAAUUGCCAAUGUGUUACAAAUUUAGAUUACUAACAUAUUUUUAAUAGCAUAUCAAAGAAGCAACAGUUUUGUACCAAUUGUUGAAGCUUUUCAUUUUGAAGAACACAAAUUCAGACUUUAUGUAGCCCUAGUCUGACAGUGCUUGCUCACAAUUUUGCGAUUUGUGCAGCUGUUUUUGCACUAUCAAGAAUAAAAAACACACGAGAAACCAAGCUAAGCUUUGCAGCUUAAAAUGUGCUUUAUAUUGACCAAGCUUGCUCAGGAAGUACAGAAAGUGUUCAGCGUAUUUAUAUUCUAUUGCUAUUCAGAAAUUGUGAGAUAAUGUUUUUUGAAUAAACUGUAUACUGCAUAAAAACUAUAUGAUUUUUAAUUAUAUUUGUGUUCAAUAAAGAGUCUGAAAUAAAAUUGCUUUUGUGUUGUUGUUUUUUAUUAUUCACUGAUGUUCAGAGAGUUCUUAAAAGUACACUGCCUGCAAUGUUUUGCAAUUCUGAACUGUUAUCAUCACUAUUAAUGAGGCCUUCAGACCUUUAAAUGCUUCAUCUAAGAAGAACAAAGCCAAAACUCCUUAUGGGUGAAUAAAUUAGUUAAUGCAAGGAAAGGAUACAGUGAUGAAACCAACAGUGCGAUUUAAAACUGGUGUCCUGGACUUAUUUUCCCCAGACAAGCUAAAAAUAACAGCAAAACUUUGUAGAAACAUAUUUCCUUUGAUUAUUAUUUUUAAUUGAAUCAAACAAUGUUUUAAAUGCCAAUUCAUAUCAUAUGAAUAAAGCAAUUUCAGCUAA
Lepisosteus oculatus (spotted gar) is the source of this 8772-nucleotide messenger RNA. It is a transcript of the gene erich3, whose product is annotated as glutamate-rich 3. NCBI's taxonomy places the organism in Eukaryota, Metazoa, Chordata, Actinopteri, Semionotiformes, Lepisosteidae. The record is from RefSeq and is a predicted model, not a curated record.